CAUAUGGCAGAUGACACAUGGCAUGAGUCAGUUUUUAAAGAGAAUUGUGAGAAGAUAAUUUUUUUAGUACGUUGCGAAUCUUGUUUUUAUUAUGGGUAACAACCAUAAUAACGCUAGCAGUUCAUCAUUCGAAAGUAAAAAUAAAAGACUGAGAAGUACAUCCAAAAUGAGUAACUCCGAAGAUUACACCCCUGUCGAGAAAUUCGACUUCAUGGAACCCCUUGGAAUAGCGGAGGAUGAUGAAACGAACGGGCUGUGUUUUAAUGGUACCUACUUGCCAGAAGAGAUCCUGCUGAACAUACUCAGCUAUAUACCUCCUCAAAAUUUACUGGCGCUAACAUUAGUCUGUAAAACAUGGUGUAACAUGAUAAAGUCUGAGCCCUUAUGGAUGGAGGUUCAUAAAAAGAGAAACCCCAGUAGCCCUAGAAAAAAACUGCCCUGGUAUAUAUACUAUUGUUACCAUACCACAGAUUCUUUUAAAAACAUGCUAAAAAAUGGCAAUGGGCAAGAGAAGUUUAAACACUGGAAAAUUAUAAGCGAUGAAGGGGAUCAAUUCCAAAUUGAAAAUCCACCAAAAGGCUCAGAUCCUUUACCAAAAGAUGUACCAGAUUUCAAUGGAAAAACUAGCUGUUUUGUGACUUCCUUCUAUGAAUGCAACAAGGUACAAGAAAUAAGUCUAAAGGAAAAACGGUUGUUACGUUACAUCCUGAACAAAUUCAUGCCACACAUCUAUGUCAGUGAGUGGAUGGCAGGGAGGUUUGACUGUGGAUGUGUGUAUAAGUUAGGCAUCAGGGGUUAUAAUGACCAAUACUAUAACUACACCUAUGAGGAACUCCAAUCCGAAGAUACCAGGCUGAGGCCUCUUUUUCAAAUGUCAAAAAAAGUUCUUAUUGAUCAAUGGCAAGGUAGGGCGUGGCAAAAGGUGGAGAUCCUUAUAGAAGAGUAUCCAAAAAACGUAGCAGUGCUAGUAUUUGAACAUGAGGGACAGGAUACCCAAUUCUGGAAAGGACACUAUGGCAGCAAAAUGUCUGGUGGAGUAGUGAGGGUAGUGUUCGAGAGUAUUGAACCUUUAGGAGGCACCUUGAAGGAAACCAAUCUCAGGAGAUUGUACCGUAGCGAUGACAUGGAUGUAUGAUUGUUGUAUGCUGUGCAUAGGCAGUUAGAGAGGGACCAUCCAUACUGCAUUGACAAGUUUUGCUGCAGGAUUAUUUACAAUCCAUAAAUACAUUAGCUGUAUUACUCAAUAACAAUUCUGAAUGGUUAUGAACUUAAUUAACACUACAAUUUUGUUAUUCAAAAAAUAUUCACCUAGAUGGUAUGGUCCAACAGAAGUAUAGUAUAUUGAGUGUAGUUAAAUGUUCUUAUUAAAUCAUAUCUUAAUCUUGAGGUCAAAAUUUUUGUAAUUCUAUCUUAUUUAACAUAAUAUAAAAUCAUGGGUAUUUUAAGAGUGUUGCAGCAAAAAUAUGAACUGAAAUGUAAUCAAUUUUAAACAAACCUUAAAUGCAUGUUCCCUGAUGGAUUAGGUAAAGAGAAAACUCAUCUUUAGAGAGCCUAACCUGUAAGUUGGCAACACUCACUUGCCAUUAGUAGAUGUCAAUUUAUCAAUCUAAUAUGCUGAAUAGUACCAACCCUAUAAAGGUUUUGCUUUGGUGAACUACUUAUAGGUGGCAGUGACUCCUACUCAUGCACUGCAUUCUGAGUUUUUAGUAUACCAUAUUUGCUUGUUUGUGUUCUGUUUGUUUCUCUUCAAGACUAGACCUAUACUGUACUGAUGAUUGCUAAUAAGCAUGAAACAGUGUUGUUUAUGGUUAGUCAUUUUUUGGCGUCAUUAACGAAAAAUGAAAUAAGUAAACAGAUCGAGUCUCCGUACGAUGGGCCGAACACUGCGCAGACUAAUCUUCAGCGCAUCUGCUACUCUGCUAUUUUCCGGCAUUGUACACUUUUAUAUUGAAGAUUGAUAACAGGACAACUCAAAUUGCACGCCGAUGUUGUCAAGAAAGCUGUCACUCUGACAAAUAUGGUUGAAGGGCACCCAUACGUAACGUAAAGUUUUCGAGACGUAGACACACAACUGAAAAACAUGUCUUUCAGCUGACCGAAAAAACGUUCACACACAGGGGUAGGUUACAUGUGUAUGUAUGAGAAAAAUGGAGAUAUAUAAAGGGAUACUGGUAGUCUUAUACUUUGACCCGCCAAGAACGGUGACUACACCACUCACAAAUUUCGCUACCGAGCCGUAACAUUUCCGUUUUCCGAAUGCGGUCAUUGCUGCAGUCGUACUUCACAUCUACCUCAUGCCAUCAAAUGGAAUGCUUCCAUGAUUUUCCGUUCUUCUUUCUAACGGACAAAAAUGUCAUAAAUACAAAAAUGAAUGCUGCACAAACCUAUAAUAUCGAAGAGAUUAAGGCGCUAUCGCAUGAAUAUGCUGAACUGAAUAUGUUUGCUUUCCGUCUCUCUAACCAUUACCCGCUGCAUACAACUGUGUUCCAGGUCCUUUUAGCAAUCAUCAGUACAGUAUAGUUUUAAUUGUGUUUAGACAAGCAAAAGGAAAGCAAACAAGAGUGUACGAUCCAUUGAAGAAUUCGGGAUGUUGUGCGCAAAAACAAUACUGACAACUGCCACCCACGAAAGUUAGACAAACACACAACAUACUGGGUAGACCAUGACCAUGCAUUCAUUUUGUUGGUCGCCACACAACUAGACCUAUUACCGUACUGAUGAUUGCUAUAAUGCAAGAAACAAUGUUGUAUGUGCAUUAUAUACAUAUUAGGAGUAAUUUUUAUCGCCAAAUUAAGCGAGCUUCAUGAGAUAUAAAAUGUUAUUGACAUAAAUAAGUGUGAUUGAUUGCUGUGAUCUUGAAAGUAUAAAAUUAUUAUUAGUAUAAUAUUAAUAUAUACGAGGAAAUAUAUUUAUGUAUCGUUGUAUGAUCCGUCAAGAUGGUUUCAUCACUGUUUUAAUCCUAGUAUAGUUCAUAUUGAUAGUUCUGAGUGUUUUUACGAAAACUAUCCGACAUUGCGCAAGGAUUUGAUUUUUUGAGAUUUGUACUUGGAACAUUAAAAAAUAAUUUAAAAAACAUGCUAUGUUUCACGAAAAGUUAAAUCUUGUGCGCUAAAUAAUACUAAUUUACUGUUAAUGUAUGUUAAAUAUUGAUUGUGAAAUUUAACUCUCACCUUUAUUAUGUAACUGUAAUGUUCUCAACUCAAAUAUAUAAAACUCAUUUAACA
Molecule: messenger RNA, 3224 nt
Organism: Acanthoscelides obtectus
Lineage: Eukaryota; Metazoa; Arthropoda; Insecta; Coleoptera; Chrysomelidae
Source: the annotation of a GenBank genome assembly